Molecule: messenger RNA, 5585 nt
Organism: Oryza sativa Japonica Group (Japanese rice)
Lineage: Eukaryota; Viridiplantae; Streptophyta; Magnoliopsida; Poales; Poaceae
Source: RefSeq, a predicted model, not a curated record
AGGCACAACUACUUUGUAAUGUGCUAUUUUAGUUUCUUUUUUUUAAAAAAAUAAUGUAAUAUAUUUACAAAUUUGGUAGUUGCUCACUAUUAGUCAUUUUUUUAAUCAUACUCUCCAGCCUCCACCUAGGCUCAAUUUUUUUUUGUCUAAAUUACCAAUUUGUUAGUCUAAAAAAAUGGCCCAAUCACACAAUCUUGAGUAAAAUAAAGGUUCCAAUCAAUCAGGCAAACAGUAUAUUAUAAAUUUGAUCGUGCUAUAUUGAAAUCAUGUGUGCUUGAAUUGCAUUCGUUGAAGAUAUGUUAUCUAUUCUUUAGAAUAUAUGUGCAAACAUGUCAUCUGGAUACUUAUGCAGUUGAAAAGAAUUGCAAGAAGUGUAGUUAGAAUUAGUUAGUACCUCCACUUCCUUCUCUACCUUCCCACCAUAACGGGAACAGACCAUUAAAAUUUCCAGCUGUUGUCAGAAGUUGAGAUGAUCUCUUUAAAAUUAUUGUAGGAAUUGGAAAAAAAUAUGUAAAGUAGUUAAGAAUGAAGAUGGGGGGCUAAAUCAUUGGAAUUUCUUGUUUGUUUCAAGGUUCUUCUGGUGACAAGAGGAGUUGAGUGUCCUUUCCACACUGUCUAAUCGUAAGGUGAUGUCAUACUCGCAUGCAGUGUUGCAGAUCUUGUAUGGCAAUUUGCUGUAUAAGUUUCAGUGUUCCCCUUGGUGCUAUGCAGUGGCAUGGUGGCAGGGCGAUGCUUUGCACCUAACUGCCGCAAAGGCAGACUGACUGUAACCGGUAGGAAAAAGUAGCUUGAUGGCUUAGGCUGGGGUAUGGUGCCUAGCGCCUAGGCGGGCACCAAGUAGAACACAUGAGUUUAAUUAUUUUAACAAUAAAUAGAUGUAUGUUGGUCUGCACUAAGCUUGUUUGCCUAGACAACUUUUGAUAUCAAUGGUAAGGUAAUGGUAAUCUAUUUUUUCCCAGAAAAAAAUGCUAAUUUAAUUUUGAGCAUGUAUGUAUAACAUAUGAGCAUAGUGCUACCUGUUUGCAUGGGUAUUUAUCUAGUAACUAGUAAUAGACAAUCUGGUUUGUAGGUGUCUAACUUUUUUUUUUUGCGAGCUUGUGUGUGUAUGUGUGUGUGUGUGUGUCUGUGUUGGGCACUUGGGCAUUAGCACAUCAUUCCUGUUGUUUAAAUUAAUUUCAGAUGCACUGAAUUAUUCCUAGAAACAAUUUUUGAAUCUUGCUUAUUGUAAUUUUAGUGCUGAAUUAUAUUGUAUUGCACUGCUGUACCACUAACCACAUUGCUUCAUGAAACGUGGUUCAUUUUUUUAAAACAGCAUGAAAGAUUUGCAGAGUUCUAGUCUUUCUAGAUAAGACAAAGAUUAUCCUGUAAUCAUUCUGUUAGAGUAUAUGGUAGUUAGAGCCAUAUUAGGAUAGGAUUGAUUUGUGUGGACUCCUUCCAUAUCUUUAAUCCUUCCUUAUCUCCUCCCCAUGUACUCCUAUAUAUAUCGGCCCCCUGAGGCUUAAUACAAUCGAUACACGUUACGCAGUAUAUCUCUCCCUAUACCAUCCAACACAUUCCUCAUAGACUCACUUUGCUCAUUGUCCUUUAGUUCUACCUUUUCCUUUUCCAAAUUUAGUAUACUGAAUAAUUGCUCCACUACUGAUCCUUCCACCCUGAGCAAAGCUGUAUUAUUUUAAUGUUGCACUGAAAGAUGUCUUCAAAAAGGGUACACCUCCUUUUAGAAAGGAAUAGAUACUCUGAAAUCACUAACUUAGCAGUACUCACCAUAAGGUUGAAAGUUGGAGCUGUGAUUCUUGAUAAAAGUAAAUACUCCCUCCAUUUUUUUUAUAUGACCGUAGCCAACAUCAUAUACAAAUAUGGAGGGGGUACUACUUCCGUCCCAAAAUACUUGUCGUUAUAGGUUAUUUAGCAUGUACUAAGGUUAUAAUACCCCUUGAUUAAUAAUGUAUAGUUGGAUGUGGAAUGGUGGUUGUUGGUAUAAUGGGGAGAAAUUUGAAUUGGAAGUGAUUGAUGUGGCAAGUACUACUUCGAAGUGACAACUAUUUUGGGAUAAUUUUUGAAUGUUAGAAAGACAAGUAUUGUGGGACGGAGGAAGUACAUUUUAAGCUUACCGAACAGGAACCUUCAAAACAGGAUCUUGUUGACUCCUUUUUCAACUAGAUGUAUUUACAUCAUCCUAUUCGGAGAGUCCCAUGAUCACUGUUCUCCUAGAAAGAGCCUUAUGGGUAUAAUGGGUUACUACCUUUCACUUGCUUUGUUUUGACAAGAACUACCUGUUCACCUGCUUCAUCCACAGCACACAUUAUGUUCCCCUUCUCUCUCUGUUGUUACCACGAGAGAUGUUCACAGUGCCAAGAGGUACGCAUUGAAUGGCAAUGGCUGCAAGUAACCUGGAUGUUUUCGAAGCAUGUCAUGAGAGGUUGCAGCACUGCGCCAGGGCUACCAGGUGCACAGUAAGCAAGCGAAAGCUGAUGUUGGCUGCAGGCCAGUGGCAAGCAGGGCAAGGGGUUGCUUGAGCAUGCAGACUUGUAGAAGGUCUGAGCUUGUACACUGUCUCCACUUGAAUUUUUCUAUGAAACUUACACUUGAAUUUUUUUUUUAUCGAACACGCAGGAGACUAACACUUGAAUUUUUGAAUGAAAAUUUUGUACUUUCUUGAAGCUCUUUUCUGAACUCAAAUUUCAAGCCUAGAACUAAAGUAAAUGAGAACAAAUUCUAGUUGAAGCUUGAGAUCAUUUUCUUUUAAGCCAUUAAGUUUCAGGUUUGGAACCUGAUGAUCCAAUUUUUGAAACUUGAUUUGAACUUGAAGUUUCAAUUUUGAGACUCGCUGAUACUUGCACUUUUCAAUUUUGGAACUUGUUCAGACUUGCUUUAAAACCUUUUGAAACUAUGAUUUUAUCAUUGCUAGUAUCCGAAACCUGUGAAAUUGGAUAAAACUCACUGAAACCUUUAUGAAACUCGACGAAACACUGUGAGACUAGUUAAGACUUAUAUGGACCUGGUUGAAUACCAUAUUAUUGCCCCGUCCUUUAACUAAACGCUAUGAUAGAAUCAGCAGUUACUCGGAAUUGCUAAUAUAAGCAGAGCAAAAUUACUUUGUAUCUAUGAUACCAUAUCUUUAAAGGCAAACUAAAGUUGAAGUUUAAUCAUUUUAUAUUGUCAAGUAUGUAUGAGAAUACAACAUAAUUGUUUCUUCUGUGUGAAAUUUUUUCUACCACUUUAAAUUUGCUAGUGCACAUGGCUUUGCAUCGAGCAAUAUUCAAGUGUUGGUCGAUGGAUGCUCUAAAUCUUUAGGGAUGCUUUUUGAAAAUAAGACGCCUCAUGCAACCAAUUGAAUAUUGAGGCACUUUGUGCUGAGAUAUCUAGUUUGUCUCAAAAAUAUGUCUCAAGCUGUCUAACUUCUACUGUUGCAAAAGUACAUGCUGAAAUAUAUAACCAACUUGUUAGGUCUAAACACCUUUAGCUAUUUUAUUGUAAAGUUUUUUGUAAUUAUGAUUACAGUGAGCAGCUUGUGUGUCCUCUAUAUAAGUAUGAUAUAGAUUUGUUUAAGUGGACAUCUAGAAGAAACUAACUCUAUGAAGACAUAGCUUUAAAAAAAAAACUCGAUGAAGAUAUGAUUUGUAGAAUCUCCUGGUGCAUUGAUGAUACUGACCAAGGUUGCUUUUAGCCAAGGCACAAGUACAUAUGUUCUUGUUUUCUACAGAAAUAUAAUAGCUGCAGUAGUCUUACUGCCUGUUGCUUUGGCAGUAGAAAGGAAAACUGCCCCACCACUGUCACUCAAAGUCUCUCUGAAGCUAUUUGUGCAUGCACUAUGUGGGAUGUCUGCUGCGAUGAACAUAUCAUGCAUUGGCCUCAAUUAUUCUUCAGCAACAGCUGCUUCUGCAGUACAAAAUAUCAUGCCAGUAUUAACUUUCUUUUUGGCUGUUCUUAUGGGGAUGGAGUCUUUUAAAUUAAAGAUGUGCCAUGGAAUCGUGAAAAUUUCUGGCAUAGUGUUUUGUGCUGUUGGAGUUUCUGUGCUAGCAUUAUACCAGGGACCUGAUCUGAAGUCUUUUAUCAAGCACCACCUUUUUCCUCACACAAACCGUGUUGGUACUCAUUCUUCAAGGAACUGGAUACUAGGAAUUUUCUUGCAGUUUUUGGCGACUUUAAUGUGGGCUCUUUGGGCAGUACUUCAGGGACCUCUGUUAGAGGAAUACCCGUCUAAGCUACUCAACACAACUCUCCAGAUAGUCUUCUCGGCUGUUCAAUCAUUUUUUAUGGCUCUAGUGCUUGAGAGAGACUUUUCAAGAUGGAAGCUUGGUUUCGAUAUAGGCCUUGUUGCCAUCAUCUAUUGUGGCAUUGUUGUUUCCGCAAUUUCAUUUUACAUGCAAAUUUGGAUUAUUGACAAGAGGGGUCCAGUAUUUUUGUGCAUGACAGUACCCCUGACUCUGGUCAUCACUAUCAUUCUUGAAUUACUCAUUGGAGAAGCAGUCACCCUGGGAAGCAUAAUAAGCGGAGCGCUGAUGGUUGUGGGCCUGUAUACUGUUCUCUUGGGGAAGAGGAUAGAAGAGGAGGGUAUCAGCAGUCAAGGAGGUAAUGCAGAAGAAACAGCACGCUCAGAUUUGGAGGAACAAGAAACUGCAGCUCCAGUUCCAGCAUCUCAAGAUGUGAAAGAGAAGGUCGACGCGACAAACUGAUCGAAACUGUGUGCAGCAUGCUCUCCUAAAAAAAAUAUAGAACUGAAACUGUUUACAACAAACUUCCCUCAGCCACUUUUGCACUUCUACUAGCAUGUACAUACUUUUUUUUUCUUACUGUUUUGAGCUCAGACGAGAGUUUCUGUGGUGGAUUUUGGGUGAGCAAUCCCGUGCUUACAAGUUGUGAAAUUGGUGUGAAUUGUGGCCGACAAUCAAGCCGGGCACUGAGAAUAUAUAAAUAUAUUGGACCUUGGUAUAAAAUCAUGCUUACUGUCAUGAUGAAGUGAUCUGCAUUUUAUUUCUGUAAGAGCUUGGUACCAUUUGCAGCAUAUGGGAUGUUGUCUGUGAUGCCAGAAAUGCCCCUGCUACAGCAACAAGCUGUCCAUGGCUGUUGCUGGCCAGAGCUGGAGCCGAAGCUGAACAACAACGGCGACACCGCUUCGCCACCUGCAGCGAUCACCACCAUCAUCAAGAUUACUUGUGAGGAUCACCACUGCCAUUUAUUUUAUUUUAUUUUCUUCUCUCCCUCUUGUCCGAGGAUUCACCUCUAUCCAUUGUGUACGACAUGGUAAUAAAUCACGCGAAUAAUUAAUUCAACACUAUCAUAACGAGUGGCAAAUAAUCCUUUUAUCCCUAAAUUAUAUUCAAUUGUUGGAGCUAAUGCCCAGGAGAUCAUUUGGACUGUAGAGAUCAUUUGGACUGUAGAUUUUGUAAGAUCUUUUCUCUGUUUGCUCUUGAGAUGUUGAUGAGAUUCUCCAUUAUUUUUAACAAAAAGAGCAUUAGAAUAUUACAACUGAGAUUUUCUUUCAUCCUUUUCUUUUAGGGAAUACACAAAAGCCUUGUGGCUCUUUGUACUAAAAUGAGAAAUUUGAGGAUACAGAAAAGCAGUUUGCAAAUCGCAACACUGAA